Molecule: messenger RNA, 2278 nt
Organism: Acaromyces ingoldii
Lineage: Eukaryota; Fungi; Basidiomycota; Exobasidiomycetes; Exobasidiales; Cryptobasidiaceae
Exons: 4
Coding region: 442-2163 (573 amino acids)
Source: RefSeq, a predicted model, not a curated record
AGUCAGAGUCGACAUGGCCCAAAGGAAGCCAAUCAGCCUGCAGCCAGCACAGGCUGAGCCUAUGAGCUUGCUGCAACGACAUUGCGCCAGGCCAGGGGAGCCAAGGCAUGCAGCAGCCAGAGGCAAGGAUGCUCUUGCUCGACCUUUCUGAUUCUGUCCGUUCUGCCGUGCGCUUACCUGAUUGCUGGAUUGAGAAGGGUCCGAUCUCGUCGAUUCGAGCCGGCUCCUGUCAUAGCCAGGCCAGGAGGACCGACCGUGUAUAUAAGGCCUUCUACAGCUACUGUUCAUCCUGCUCUCCAAUCAUCACCUCUCCAGCUCGGCCACCUCCCCCGUUUCCCUCUUCAAAUCUCUCACUCUCUUUGCACUCACAUUCUCUCCCCCAAAGAAGCGAACUCUGACAGAAACUCUAUCCUCUCUUCUCUUCCUUUCUGAGACUUCACGAUGCAGAUUACUGUCGCCUUCGUAGCCUUGGCUCUAUUUGCCCAAUCCUUAGCCGCACCAAUCGAGCGCAGCACCGCCGCCUUCAAGGUCCGUUCGAUUGCCGAUCCUGACGACUGCCUGCCGACGCGACGACAGGGUCCGCUCCUCGGACUCGAUGCCCAGGCCGACACUACCAUCAAGGGCAACAAUGACGAUGAUGCCAAUGCCGACGUCGACGCAGAUGUAAAGCUCUGCUUGCUAUUCGGCAAUUGCAACGAUGACAAGGACGGAAACGCCAAGGACAACAACGUUGACACGAAAUCGAGCCCUACUAGCAGCGAUCCUACCAACAAGCCCAACGGCAGCGCGACGGUCAAGCCUUCAAAUGUGCCGAAGAAGGAGCCCACAUUUUCGCCCGUCAACCACAAGGGCAAUGACAAGCCCGACAACAACGACAAGCCUAGUCCCAAGGAGCACAAAGACAACGUUGGCAAAAGCGCCAAUGGUCAUCACAAGCCUGGACGUCAGCAAUCUACUACAGGUGGCCACAAGACUCAGCACGGCAACGAUGGCAGCCACGGCUCCCAGGGCCCUGUCAAGAACAAUGGCAACUCGAAGCACCCUGGGAACACCGGCAAGGGUCCCAACGGAAGCAACACCAAGCAAGGCAGCAAGGGCAACAAGAACUCCCACGGCAAUGCAAACCGAAAGCCAGAGGGAAGCCUUUCGACCGUCAAUCCAUCAAGUGACGGUGGCAAGGACAGCAGCGCCACCAAGGGGAACAGAGUCCAGUCGGGUUCCGGCGGCGACGCCAAGGGCGGCAACGGGGGAAGCGCGAACGGUGGCUCGGCUGACUGCUCGACGAGCGGUUCUCUCAUCGGCAUCAACGCUCUCAACAUUGGCAGCUGCAACGGUGGUAGCGGUGGCAAUGCCUCGGGAGGAUCGGCAGCCGGUGGCGCCGGUGGACUGAGCAGUCUCUUCCGCCGCGAGUACAACAGUGCUGAUGCUACUGGCGGCAAGGGUGGCUCGGCCAACGGUGGCGACGCCAAGUCACCGACUAGGGGAGGCCUGUUGGGUGGCAGCCUCGCCAAUGUCGGAUCCAACAACGGUGGCGACGGGGGCGAAGCCUCGGGCGGUGAUGUAUUUGGCGGCUCAGCAGUCGGCGGCGGUCAACAGACCUCUACUGCUAUUCUUUCCAACAACAGCAUCCUAGCUGCCGUCGACCUCCUCCAUCGGCGUGAUGGUUCUCACAGCAAGAGUACCACAACCGUCGCCACUGAGGCGCUCCACGAUAGCAAUGCAGGCGCUACCUUGAACCGACGUCAGCAAAUUGAAGCAAUCAAGACCGGUGUUCUUAAUCACAAUGAUGCCCUUGCGUCGAUCAAAGCUCGUCAGAACUACGACUCUGCCGAGGAUGUUGCCGCCAAGUCCCUUGACAGCAAGGACAAGACUUCUAAAUCCGGCCGUCGCCAAGAAGCCCCGCACGACGGUGCCCAGGAUCUCGGUGCCGAGUCUCUUGAGGAUGGCGACGAUGCUCUCAAUCCCUCUCACCGUCGAGGACUUGGUAACACCGUUGGCGUCCAAGGUCCAAUCAACACAGCCACUGCGGCCGGCAACAGCAACGGCGUUGCCGCCUUCCUCGUGCCUCGCGACGGACUAGCUGAGAACCCCUUUGACACCAGCCAGGACUUCAACUCCGGCAGUAACAAAGGUCCUCAGACGGGCUCUCCCGACCUUGUCUGAACCCUCCCUUUGCCUUUAGCAGACCUUUCUCUUAUCUAGCACACGAACCAUAACGGACUGUACCUCUGUACCUCAUCACUUCACGAUACUUACGCUCAACGUCUUUCACGAACGC